Messenger RNA from Naegleria fowleri, 2067 nucleotides. RefSeq lists its product as uncharacterized. The coding region runs from base 1 to 2067 and encodes 688 amino acids. The record is from RefSeq and is a predicted model, not a curated record. The transcript has a single exon. Lineage: Eukaryota; Heterolobosea; Eutetramitea; Acrasida; Naegleriidae.
AUGCAACAUCCAUCAUUGAUGCCUGGAGGAUACAUGACGCCUGUAUCUUCGUAUUCUGGAAAUGCGACUACCUCUUCUCCUCCGAUGCUCUUGAACAAUUAUGCCACAACCCCCACAACCCCCACAACGAAUCAACCAACUUGGGUUUCCAUGCCGUGCCAAGGUCGUCCAUCAACACCAGUUGUCAUGAGAGGAUGCAUCACCACCUCGAAUCAACAGUCAGAGAUGCUGAAUUUAGCUCAACAAUCCUAUCAACCACAAACGCAGGUAAUGAAUAAUCAUCCAUGGAUGGCUACUAAUAGUAGUAGUUUGAACUCACAACCAAACAUCACGACGGCUCGAAGACCUGGUUGUCUACCUGAGAGUGGCAUCCCGACGAAUCCAAAAUACUUGCAAGAGCUCGAAGGAGCUGAAUUUCAAGUGUACGCUCCAAAUAAGAGGUACAAUAGAAAGAAAAUUUGUUUUGAGGUGGUCAAGGAUUCAAAACCCAAACUCGACAAUCGAUGGCAAACCGAACAUCGAGAGAACUUUGGAUACUAUACUUGCUUGGGUGCGAGCUGCGAUUGUGGAGCGAGCGUAGUGGUGGAUCAAAAUACCUCUGUUCCUUUUGCAGGAAACGUUCCACCCUCCACUCCUUACCAAUACGCUGAGCCUGCAAAGAAUAACAACACAUACAACCCAGAGAUUUAUCAACAAGCUGCUGCAUUUGUCACAAACACGUCACAAGCUGCUGGUACAACUCCUCAAUCCAAUUAUGAGGCAGCCGAAUUUGCAGACGCAUUCGCCGAUGAAAAUAACAAUGCAAAAUCUCAACUAAAAAAGAAACAAGCGAGUUUAGGAAACACCUCGACACAGAAAAAGCCAUCUGCUGAAACUGCAACUACCUCUCAAACCAAACCAGAAGCUCCACAAUUGACAGAAUCCAUCGAACGAAAGAGUAGAGGUGCCUAUCAAAACAAUGACAGCAACAAUGCCAACAAGAAAAAGACCAAACAAGAAUUAUAUGCAGACGUGUACAGCAAGACCUUGUCGAAAAUUCAAGAAAAGGAAUUUAACCAAAAGAAGCAGCUCAUGACCAAACAAGAUGUGGUCAAAGCCAAGAUAGAAGAAGAGGAAAAACUGAGUUUGGAACGAAAUCAAAAAGAGUUGAACAGUUACAUGAAUCGAGGAGAAAAAGCUCCAUUUUUCCCAUUCGGUUAUUGUAACACAACACCGGUGAGUGAUAAGAGUUAUAUGGUGACCUAUAAUGUUGGUCCUCGAAACUCCACACAAGUGGCCAAAGAUAUUGUGGCACGAAGAUCCAAAACACACGAAUACGACGGAUGGAAGAAACUUCUCGUCGAUCAAGAGGACUUCAAACAAUGGAGACCAAAAAGUUAUUACUGGAAGACCUUUGACCGAUUUGACAAGUACAAUCAUCCAGACGAAGAACGAAAAGAGAGACACAGUUAUGGAGCGACUGAGGAUGACCUUAAAGCCGCUACCACGACGGAAAGCAAAUCGAAAAAACAAUCUAAAAAGGAGCAAGACUCUAAAAAGACGGACAAGAUUGUGUCACAAGCGGUCACAGAGGAACAAGUACCUGUUUCAUCAUCAACCAUUGAAGAGAAGGGAAAGACACCUAAUACAGAAACGGCAGUCGACAAAGUAGCAACAUCUGCUGGUCACGCUCCAGAAGAUUAUCAACAACAAAUGCAACCACCUGUGCCGAAUGGAGUGUAUUAUUCGAACCAACAGCAACAGCAACCAUUCUUUUAUCCAGCUCAAUCUCAAACACCGCAGUCCGGUGGUAUGGUGCAAGGAAUGAAUGCCAACGGUUGUUUUGAUCCUUAUGGUCAACCACAAAUGGCAAAAUGGGACACCAACAAACGAGCACCACAUGAAGGACCAUUGUGCAACGAUUUACAAGGAAUGCAAUUUGCCAAAUUUAUUCCAAAGGACUUUUCUAAUUUCAAUCCCAAGCACUACAAGGGCCUCCCUACACAUUAUCUCAAUUAUAUAAGGCCAGCAGGGAAAAUUACUCCAAGCAAUGAUGUCAUUUCCGAGUGUUUCCAUUUCUAUGAUUAG